AGAGAGAGAUACUGAAGAGAUAGAGAGAGAGAGAGAGAGAGAGAGAGAGAGAGAGAGAGAGAGUUCUUCCCUGAAGCAGAGAUGACUGAGAGUUGGAGUGAAAGAUCAGUGGAGGAGAAAGAAAGCAUGGGGUUUGCAGAGGAUGAUGGCCACACUCGGACAGGAACUGUAUGGACUGCAACAGCACAUGCGAUUACAGCUAUAAUAGGCUCUGGUGUUCUUGCUUUGCCAUGGAGUGUAGCUCAAAUGGGAUGGAUACUUGGCCCCUUCACCCUUCUUGCUUGUGCAAUCGUCACUUACUACACUGCAAAUUUACUCAGCGAUUGCUACAGAACUCCUGAUCCUAUUCAUGGGAAGAGAAAUCAUACUUACAUGGAUGUAGUUAGUUCAUGCUUAGGACCUCGUAAUGUCUUCCUCUGUGCCAUUGCUCAGUAUGCACUGCUAUGGGGAACUAUGGUUGGCUAUGUCAUCACUGCUGCAACAAGCAUGAUGGCAAUUGAUAGAUCAAAUUGCUUCCACUACAAAGGUCGCAAUGCUCACUGCAACACAUCAGGAAACUUGUAUCUUAUAUUGUUUGGAAUAGUUGAAUUGGUCCUAUCACAAUUCCCAAACUUGGAGAAGAUAACAGUAAUCUCAUUGAUUGCAGCUGCAAUGUCCUUUGCCUACUCUUUUAUUUCACUCUUCUUGUGCAUAUUCAAAUUAGCUUCCAACCACACCUUUCAAGGGACUAUUCUGGGAGCUAAAAUUGGUGGCACUGUGUCUCUGUCCACCAAGGUUUGGUAUGCUUUCCAAGCACUUGGAAAUAUAGCAUUUGCGUACACCUACUCCAUGCUUUUGAUAGAAAUACAGGAUACAAUCAAAGCUCCACCUCCAGAAAACAAAACAAUGAAGAGGGCUUCUCUUCAUGGGAUUGGUGUGACAACAAUCUUCUAUGUAUCAGUAGGUUGCAUUGGAUAUGCUGCAUUUGGAAACAAAGCACCUGGCAAUAUUCUUACAGGGUUCUAUGAACCAUUUUGGCUGGUUGAUAUAGCUAAUGUUGCAGUGAUUGUUCACUUAAUUGGAGCAUUCCAGGUGUAUGGGCAGCCUAUAUAUGCAAAAUAUGAAAAUUACCUCUCAAAAAAAUGGCCAGAGUCAGUCUUCUUCCACAAAGUGUACAUGUUGGCACUCCCAUUCUGCAAGCCUCGAGCUUUCCGCUUCACCUUAUGCAAGUUGAUCCUUCGCUCGGCCUUCGUCGUGCUCACAAUAUUGAUAGCCAUGAUGCUCCCUUUCUUCAAUGCAGUUGUGGGAUUGCUUGGUGCAAUUGCCUUCUGGCCCCUGACAGUUCAUUUUCCUGUGUCAAUGUAUAUGGCUCAGGCCAAGAUCAGGAGGGGGCAAUGGCAAUGGGUGGUGCUUAGCUUCCUGAGUGCUAUUGCCCUUCUUGUCUCUGUGCUUGCUGCUGCUGGCUCUGUUGUAGAUAUAAUUCACAGGCUCAAACAUGUUACAAUGUUCAAGACAAAGCUGUAGGUUCUGGAGCUGAUUAUUUGAUAAACAAAUGGUUAUGUACUAGUUUGAUUUGAUUGAUAUAAAUGUUUGCUUGUUUGUCAUUUCU
Dendrobium catenatum is the source of this 1588-nucleotide messenger RNA. RefSeq names its product amino acid permease 8. The transcript is spliced from 6 exons. Bases 82 to 1503 code for a protein of 473 amino acids. Lineage: Eukaryota; Viridiplantae; Streptophyta; Magnoliopsida; Asparagales; Orchidaceae. The record is from RefSeq and is a predicted model, not a curated record. Gene Ontology annotation, cellular component: plasma membrane.